AUGUAUAGUGGAUGCAAGUUUUCAGCAGAGGAAGAGAGGGUGGCCAUAGAAUUACAGGCACAAUUUGGGAACAAGUGGGCGAAAAUUGCAACAUAUUUGCCCGGAAGAACAGAUAAUGAUGUGAAGAACUUCUGGAGUACUAGACGGAAAAGGCUGGAGAGGAUUUUGAAAACUCCAUCACCAAACUUACAGAAAAAGAACAAAGGCAAAGAUCUUGUUUUCCAUGAACUGCCACUUCUAGAGGUGCCAGUUUACGGUUCCACUUUGAUAGAGGAAGAGUCAUUGUCUUACAAGAAUUACAAGAAUCAGUACCAAUAUUCUUAUCCAGAAAACUCUCAAGAGUACAAGAUAUUGGAAAUGCCAAAUUUGGUGAGGCCUAACCCAAAAAUUCUCGGAGCAAACCUUGCUAUACACGAGGCCACACCCAUUGACAUGGCAGGAUCCCUUGCCUCCUCUUCAGAGGACCCUUUCUCUCAGCUAUCUCAAUCCCAAGUAGACCUCUCACUCAUCCCAGAAUGCCGGGAGUUCACCCUAGAGCCCUGUGAUCCCAACUUCUUGGGUAUGUUCAGGCAAUCAGAAACUUCAGGAACCGAAAGCGGCCUGAAAUUCACUGCCACAAUGCCGACUUUGGAAUUAACAAGCAAUGCCCAGAAUGGGUAUCAGCAAGAAGGAAAUGAAAACCCUCCAAGCCCUGACAUAUUCUUCGAUGACAUGUUUGAUUGCCUUGAACCCCUGCCAAACUCUGAUUGAGUUGUGAAUCAUUGACGCUUGGAGCUCUUUUCAAAUGGAGCUGGGUGUGUUACAUUCCAACAGUUUCAAGUUCAUCUUUAUUACUGCCAA
Messenger RNA from Corylus avellana, 840 nucleotides. RefSeq names its product transcription factor DUO1-like. The record is from RefSeq and is a predicted model, not a curated record. Lineage: Eukaryota; Viridiplantae; Streptophyta; Magnoliopsida; Fagales; Betulaceae.